CUCAUGGCAGGAGGGAACCAGACCAGCAUCUUGGAGUUCCUCCUCUGGGGACUCUCAGAGCGGCCAGAGCAGCAGCGCAUCCUCUUCCUGCUGUUCCUGUGCAUGUAUGUGGUCACCGUGACUGGGAACCUGCUCAUCGUUCUGGCCAUUGGCACUGACGCACGUCUUCACACACCCAUGUACUUCUUCCUCGCCAGCCUGUCCUGUGCUGACAUCCUUUUCACCUCCACCACCGUGCCCAAGGCCCUGGUGAAUAUCCAGACCCAGAGCAGGUCCAUUUCCUAUGCGGGAUGCUUGGUCCAGCUCUACUUCUUCUUGACUUUUGGGGACAUGGACAUCUUUCUCCUGGCCACAAUGGCCUAUGACCGCUACGUGGCCAUCUGCCACCCUCUCCACUAUAAGAUAGUCAUGAGCCGCCAGCGCUGCACCCUCCUGGUUACUGCCUGCUGGGUCCUUACGAGUCUUGUUGCCAUGACCCACACUUUCCUCAUCUUUCGACUUUCCUUUUGCUCUAAGAAGAUCAUUCCUGACUUCUUCUGUGAUCUGGGACCUCUGAUGAAAGUGUCUUGCUCUGACACUCAGGUCAAUGAGCUUGUGCUGCUCUUCUUGGGAGGAGCAGUCAUUUUGAUCCCCUUUAUUCUCAUCCUGGUUUCGUAUAUCCACAUUGUUUCAGCCAUCCUCAGAGUCCCCUCUGCCCAGGGAAGGCACAAAGCCUUUUCUACAUGUGGGUCCCACCUUGCUGUUGUUGCCCUCUUCUUUGGGACAGUGAUCAGGGCUUAUCUGUGCCCCUCAUCCUCUUCCUCCAACUCCAUAGAAGAGGAUACGGCUGCUGCUGUCAUGUACACAGUGAUAACUCCCCUGCUGAACCCCUUCAUUUACAGCCUGAGGAACAAGGACAUGAAGUGUGCCCUGGCGAGAUGUCUCAGGGGCAAAGUCUUCUUUUCCUUGGGCCAGUGACCUCCGAGGUGAUACUGCAGGUGUCCUCCAUGCCCUCCAGGGAAGUCUCUACCUCAGGCUUUUCACUUCUGACGCCCACAUAUGUCUAUGACAACUCCCCUCCCUGAGUCCCUUCAUGACUUUGAUAUUGUUAAGGAAAAUCAAGAUUUUGCUUCGUGCUUUAAAGUUAAUAUGUUAAGAGUUGCUUAUUUACUCAUUUAUUUUACUUAUCACUUUUCACAAGGAGAAAUGUCUUUUGCAAUGUUUCCAAUUCUAAAAGUCCGUGCAGCCUUUUAUUCUAGUUCACUAAAAUUCAAUUAGCAAGGUCAUGGAAAGUGG
Felis catus (domestic cat) is the source of this 1275-nucleotide messenger RNA. Its product is annotated as olfactory receptor 1P1-like. Lineage: Eukaryota; Metazoa; Chordata; Mammalia; Carnivora; Felidae. The coding region runs from base 4 to 957 and encodes 317 amino acids. The record is from RefSeq and is a predicted model, not a curated record. Gene Ontology annotation, cellular component: membrane. Gene Ontology annotation, biological process: G protein-coupled receptor signaling pathway. Gene Ontology annotation, molecular function: olfactory receptor activity; G protein-coupled receptor activity. The transcript has a single exon.